ACCCCGACCUCGGCAGGCGUCGGCCAAACCCACUGCGCACGCGCACACUGGGCCUUAGGGAACGGGUAGCAACAAGGCCACGCGGAGCCGCGGAGACCAGUCAGCGGCCGGGGGCGGGGCUUCCGCACGCCGGGACGCGGCGGGUGACUUCCGGCAAUAAUCCUGGACGCGGCUGCCGCGUCAGCUCCAGGAGAAAUAUGCCGUUUUUGGGUCAGGACUGGAGGUCUCCUGGAUGGAUUUGGAUUAAAACAGAAGAUGGAUGGAAAAGGUGUGACUCCUAUAGUCAGAAACUUGAAAAAGAGAGUAACCAGUGUGGCCUCAGUCACAACAUUAUCCUGAAUAGUGAAAAUGAGGAAGUUUUCAGUAAUGAAGAGCAUGAGUGUGCAUCCAAGAAAAGGAAAAAGGACCAUUUUAGAAAUGAUGCAAAUUCCCAAGGUUUCUAUCGUGAAAAAUGGAUCUAUGUCCAUAAAGAGAGCACAAAAGAAAGGCAUGGCUACUGCACCCUGGGAGAAGCCUUCAACCGGCUGGAUUUCUCAAGUGCCAUUCAGGACACGCGAAGGUUCAACUAUGUGGUCAAGCUGCUGGAGCUCAUUGCAAAGUCCCAGCUGACAUCCCUGAGUGGAGUAGCACAGAAGAACUACUUCAGCAUUCUGGAUAAAAUUGUUCAGAAGGUUCUCAGGGACCACCACAAUCCCCGCCUUGUCAAGAACCUGCUGCAGGCUCUAAGCUCCACACUGUGCAUGCUCCUCAGAGGGGUUGGCAAGUCCGUCCUUGUGGGCAACAUCAACAUCUGGGUCUGCCGCCUGGAGACCAUCCUUGCCUGGCAGCAGCAACUACAAGACCUGCAGAUGACACAGCAAGUGGACACAGGACUCACGCUCGUUGACCUUCCUCUGCACAUGCUGAGCAACAUCUUGUACCGCUUCUCGGAUGGCUGGGACAUCGUGACGCUGGGCCAGGUGACCCCCACACUGCACGUGCUCAGUGAGGACAGGCAGCUGUGGAAGAAGCUGUGCUUGUACCACUUUGCUGAGAAGCAGUUUUGCAGACACCUGAUCCUGUCAGAGAAGGGCCAUGUUGAGUGGAAGCUGACAUACUUUGCACUCGAGAAGCACUACCCAACCAGGGAGCAGUAUGGAGACACCCUGCACUUCUGCCGGCACUGCAGCAUCCUAUUCUGGAAGGUACUGCAGUUAGAACUGGGGGUCUGGGUGGGUACCCUGCUUCCGCCCUGGUCUGUGAGCUCCCUGUUGACUGGGGGGGAGCAGUGGGCAUCCCUGCUCUCACCCUGGUCUGUAAGUUCCCUGUGUGCUGAGGGGUGUGGUGGGUGCCCUGCUCCUGCCCUGGUCUGUGAGCUCCCUGUUUGCUGAGGGGAGGAGUGGGUGCCCUGCUCCUGCCUGAUACCUGGUGGAUCUGCUUCAGAGCCAUUUGAUAGGCACAGUCAGACCCUUGGCGCUCCUGCUGUUCCCUAUGGCAGAUGGCACCCUUAUCGUGCAAGUCCCUGCUCUAACUGCAGCAGGUGACCAGGGCUGUGUUGUGGUAAGUGGCACUGGACAGAACAUGUCCACUGUGCCAGCCUGCUCUUUGGUUGUAACCACCGCCCCUCAGAAUCACAUCCAUGCUCAGGCGAAAGAACAUUUCUGUGCUGACCUCCCUCCCCUAUCAGACCAGACAUGGGGCCCAUAACAGCCAAAGUGGUCUCACAUCCUGCUGCCCUUCCAGAAGUUUCUUCCAGGAUUAAAAUGUCUGGAUACCUGGGGAAGCGACCACAGCCACACAGGCAGGUGGGCAGCCAUGGUUGUCCCCUCUGGAGUGGAUAUCUCCUGUGGUCACAUCCCUCUGUCCCCAUGAGCAGAUGUCCUGGCCAUACAGGGGAGGGUGCCAUUCUCUGAAUAAGCAUGGUGGUGGUCCACAUUACACAGGACCCUGAUCACAGUGAGAAGCCGCCUGGGCCUCCCCAGGAGCAGUGGUCACAGCUACAUUUCAAUGGCUGAGUCCUCACAGGCUGCUGUCCCCGUGUAUGCGUGCCGUGCGGCCCAUGACUUCAUUUCUCAGGGACUGACUGUUAUCUUUUUUUAAAGAUUUAUUUAUUUAUUUAUUACAAAGUCAGAUAUACACAGAGGAGGAGAGACA
Ochotona curzoniae (black-lipped pika) is the source of this 2133-nucleotide messenger RNA. RefSeq names its product F-box protein 25 (gene FBXO25). The transcript has 9 exons. Gene Ontology annotation, cellular component: nucleus; cytoplasm; SCF ubiquitin ligase complex. Lineage: Eukaryota; Metazoa; Chordata; Mammalia; Lagomorpha; Ochotonidae. The coding region runs from base 198 to 1370 and encodes 390 amino acids. Gene Ontology annotation, molecular function: protein binding. Gene Ontology annotation, biological process: protein ubiquitination. The record is from RefSeq and is a predicted model, not a curated record.